Suillus subalutaceus is the source of this 1911-nucleotide messenger RNA. Its product is annotated as WD40-repeat-containing domain protein. The record is from RefSeq and is a predicted model, not a curated record. The coding region runs from base 1 to 1911 and encodes 636 amino acids. Gene Ontology annotation, biological process: proteolysis. The transcript has 16 exons. NCBI's taxonomy places the organism in Eukaryota, Fungi, Basidiomycota, Agaricomycetes, Boletales, Suillaceae. Gene Ontology annotation, molecular function: protein binding; cysteine-type endopeptidase activity.
AUGGUGACUGGAUCGGGUACAACGCUGCGUCUGUGGGACUUGAAGGGCAUGAUUGUGUUGAAGGAAAUGGAAGGGCAUCGCAGCAACGUGCACACAGUUGCGGUAUCACGAGAUGGACGGUUGAUAGCCAGCGGUGAUCGGGAGGGAAAGCUCAUCGCCUGGCACGGAAAAACAGGCGAACCUCUUACUCAAUCCUAUGAAUGCAUCGAUGCCCACUCAAAAUGCAUUUGCUCCCUGGACUUUUCUCCAGAUUGUACAAUGAUGGCAAGCGGCUCAUUCGACCAGACGAUAAAACUGUGGAGUACGACAACAUGGCAGGUACAAGGAGAUCCAAUCCAAUGUGGUGCCUUGGUCUGCUGCGUUCGGUAUUCGCCGUCUGGAGAAUUUCUUGCCAUCGCGAUAGACCACGAUAUCUCAAUUUACAAUUCAAGCACGAGGGAAUCCGUUGCAAACCUAAAGGGUCCCAUGUCAUCCAACGUUGCAAACCUGAAGGGUUCCACGUCAUCCAACGUUUCACUCGUGUGGACGCCCGAUAGUACCUGCCUUCUCUCAGCGGGCGAUCAUCGCGAUCCCACCAUACGAGAGUGGGAUGCAUCAACCUGGACACAGGUUGGGGAUCCCUGGACGGGCCACACUGAGGGUAUCACUGCCAUUGCUGUUAACUUUGGUGGCACUAUGAUUGCCUCCGCAUCGCGUGACAACCAUGUCCACCUCUGGCAGCUCUCCGAUCGACGAACCAUAGCCAUAUUUAAGCACUCCGACAGCGUGAACUGUGUCACUUUCUUUAUGGAUGGCAAGCACAUCCUCAGUGGUGGUGAUGAUCAGAAGAUAUCAGAGUGGCGAGCAGAAGUACGCCCGUGUAGGGCACUUAUUGUUGCUGUGGAUAAAGUGACUGGUUUCCCCAAUCUGCCCCGAGCACACGUGGAUGCUCUCAGAAUGAGAGACUUCCUCGUCAAGUCUCGUGACUACCUACCUGAAAACAUCACAAUCAUGAUGCAUCACAAGAGUAUUUCCCCGAAACUUUAUCCCAGUAGAGCGAAUAUACUGCGUGAGAUUGACUUGAUGGUCCGAUGUACAUCACCACACGACCACUUAUUCUUCUACUACACUGGACAUGGAGACCAGGUUACUUGCAAGCAUAACACCGAAAGCGAUGGUAAAGAUGAAGCUAUAAUCACCUAUACUGGCAAGCACAUCAUUGAUAAUGUGUUGAAGAAACACCUCGUUGAUCCAUUACCUUCUGGUGCCAAGCUUUUCGCUUUAUGGGAUUGUACCCACUCUCACACUAUAUUGGAUUUGGAGCAUUAUGAGUGUAACGAGUUACUGUCGGCGCCCUUCAAAGUCCUGUCAGGAAAACUAAAGGCUUUGGCAAGUGUUUCCGAUCACUCUGUUGAUUAUUACCUGAAUAUUCGCCGUGCAGGCGAAAGCCCUAGCGCCAGCUUUUUGAAGGACAGCUCCGAUGAUCAGUCUUCGAUAAACGAUGACCCUCAAACAAGAUUUGGGUCGUUGACAACUGACAACAUGGGUCUUGGGCCUAGAGCAUAUUCCCCUGAUACUUACCUGCCUAAAUGCACUCUUGACUGUCCUCUGAAACUCCCAGAAGAGCGGGUCAAGCCCCACGUCGUUUCGUUGUCCGCAUGCAGGGAUGAUGAGCUGGCAUAUGAUGACAAUGCCACAGGUGAAACUCUAACGAAGUUUUUUAUUGACUAUCUCGAACGCAAUCCUGAGGCUUCAUAUCACGAUCUACUCUCCUACAUACGGCACAAGGUUGACGGAAUAACUCUGAGACGAACACAGGCACUGUCGAAAUAUAAAGUCGGAAAGGAGAAUAAAGACAGCAACCUGUCCUCUCAGCGGCCUUCGUAUUCGAGUCACUAUCGCCUGGAUAUGUUGCAGAUGGUUGAUUUAUGA